Oryza brachyantha (malo sina) is the source of this 1024-nucleotide messenger RNA. RefSeq names its product non-specific lipid transfer protein GPI-anchored 12-like. The record is from RefSeq and is a predicted model, not a curated record. Bases 178 to 891 code for a protein of 237 amino acids. The transcript has 2 exons. Lineage: Eukaryota; Viridiplantae; Streptophyta; Magnoliopsida; Poales; Poaceae.
CGAGAAGAUACAACUUGGAGCGGCCAUAGGCCACUAUCAUCUUUUUGAACGGCCAUUGGAGUAGCAUGGCUUGACGAGACUGAACCAAAGGAGGCAAACCGUGGCCAUGGUACGGGGCCCCCAUUCUAAACACCCGAUCGAACUAGCGCUGCCGAUAAGCUAGUAGGAGUACUAUACAUGGUACACUACACGUCCCAGUUACUCUCAGCGCACGCACACGCUCACGCUCACCCGCGUUCCCCCCGUCUCCACAUGUCAAAACGGAGAUCAAGAAGCACAAGAAUCGACGCCAUGGCUAUGAUUAUGCCGCCCAUGGCCUCCGCCGGCGCCGUUGCCGCGCUCCUCGUGCUCACGUCGCUGCUUCAGCCGCGCGCGGCGCGGGCGCAGAUAGCGGCCGCGCCGUGGGCGGCGCCGCCGCCCUGGCCCGGCGAGCUCGACUGCACGGGCGCGCUCCUGAACCUGUCGUCGUGCCUCACCUACGUGGAGGCCCGGAGCGCGCUGACCCGGCCGGAGAAGGGCUGCUGCGGCGCGCUCGCCGGCGUCGUGGACGGCGAGGCCGCCUGCCUGUGCGGGCUCGUGGGCGGGUACGGCGCCUACGGCGUCCGCGUCGACGCCGUGCGCGCGCUCGCGCUGCCCACCAUCUGCCGCGUCGACGCGCCCCCGCCGAGGCUCUGCGCUGCCCUCGGGGUGCCCGUCGCCGAGCCGCCGGGCGGCGCCUUCCCGACGGAGUCAGCAGGACCAUCCGGCAUGCCGGCGAACGCGCCGUCAACGGCGGCCUCCGGAAUCGGCGGCGCCGGCGGUCCGGCGACGCACCGGCCCACAAGACACCACCUGCUUCUGCCGCUCCUGGUGAUCCCCGCCACGCUGCUGCUCCUGCUGCUGCAGCAGUAAAACCAGUAAACCACACACCGGGUCACUCACACGGCACACACAGACAGCAGCAGCGGCACAUCUGUGCAACCAACCAACCAACUGUACAUGCAUUGUACGCCGCUCGACCGUCGAUUCAUCAAUUCUCUCAGAA